GCAGCACAGACAUUUAACCUGCACUUGUUCAAGAUAUUGAUCAGCUGCAUUUUGUCAGUUGUAAGAAUGGUGGUUUAAGCCUAUGCAUUUUUUGUGUGUGUUUGGAUUGCCAUUUUUUAAACUCCACUGACUUUAUCAAGAACAGUAAAGAGCAAAGAUGAUUGAGCUGGGCCUCCCUGAUGGCAGCCUGAUUGAUGAGUUGAUGGAGCUGACAGCACAGAGCCUCAGUCACCUGGAAAUCCAAGAACACUUCAACAUCAUCAAAGAGAUCGGACGAGGGAAAUACGGGAAAGUGCUCCUGGUUACACAUCGCUUUAGAGGGACUCCCAUGGCAUUGAAAGUGAUGCCCAAAACUUCAACUAAGCUGCAGGGCUUUCUGCGAGAGUACUGCAUCUCCUUGCACCUGUCCUGCCACCCCUGCAUUGUGGGUCUCUUUGGCAUUGCCUUCCAGUCUAAUGAGCAUUACUGCUUUGCCCAGGAGCUGAUCAUUGGAAGGGACCUUUUUGCUGUCAUUCAACCAAAAGUGGGUAUCCCAGAAUCCUCAGUAAAACGCUGUGUCCUUCAGAUCGCCAGUGCUUUGGAGUUCAUCCACAGCCAUGGCUUGGUCCACCGUGAUGUGAAGCCUGAAAAUAUCCUUCUGCUGGACAAUCUCUGCUGCCAGGUCAAGCUGGCAGACUUUGGCCUUGCCCAGAAGAGAGGAACCCUGAUACGUUUUAUCACAGGAAUCCUUCCCUACAUGGCCCCUGAACUUUGUUCUGUAGCUCUGCCCGAGGGCCAGAAAGAGGUGACUGUUCCACCUCUGAGUGUGGAGCCAAGUCUGGACACCUGGGCAUUUGGCGUGGUUAUCUUCUGCAUCCUCACAGGCUACUUCCCCUGGGAACGCUGUGUGGACUCGGAUGACUUCUACGAGGAGUUUGCAGACUGGUGGAAAAUGGAAGAGCGAUCUAACGCUGAGGAGGACAUCCCUCCUUUGUGGAAAAGGUUCACUCCAGAAGCCAUGGAGAUGUUUGGUAAGCUCCUGGCUCUGGAUGCAGGAAAAAGGUGUUCAGUAGGAGAUGUGAGAGCAUAUGUGGAGAAGGACUGGCUGAAGAAGGUGCCGGGAAAUGAUCAGCAGUAAAAGUUGGGGAAAAAAGUAAAAAAAGAAAGGAGCUCUCCCUGGAUUUUAUAGUUCCUUAUUGCUUAAAAACAUUAAAAAUAUAUGAUGUAGCUCAAAGCCAGCAUGUGGUUUGCAGUGAUAAAACAGUUUUUAGUAUCAUUCUGAUGCCUUUGUCCUUGUGUAAAAGUAAUGUCUUUUUGUAUAUGAGAUGAUACAGACUGUAUGUCAAAAUACAUGUGUACCUUAUUGGACAUGCAGUAUAUUUGAGGUUCAGUAGUAUAGCACAUAGACUGUGCCUGCAGACACAGAGACACAGAAUUUUUGUUUGAAUUUACUGCAAGUCCACCAGACUUAUAAAUGACCUAAUAAUUUCUCAACAGGUUCAUCUAUGAAAUUUAUGUUUGAUUACUGCAAAAACAGCAUAAAAUGAGAAAACAGAUGCAGAACAAUAAAAAAGGAGGGAACAGAGAUGGUUCCAGAGAAACAAUGAGUGACAUAAACAAAACAAUUAAUGCAAAGUUACAGCUGUUGCUGAGGAGUGCUUCUAGUUUGUCAUACACUGCUUUUGUAUUUUCACUUAGUUUCUGUGAAAUAAACAAUGAC
This is a messenger RNA of Oreochromis aureus, 1699 nucleotides long. Its product is annotated as serine/threonine-protein kinase SBK1. The transcript has 4 exons. The record is from RefSeq and is a predicted model, not a curated record. Gene Ontology annotation, biological process: peptidyl-threonine phosphorylation; peptidyl-serine phosphorylation. Gene Ontology annotation, molecular function: protein serine/threonine kinase activity; ATP binding. Lineage: Eukaryota; Metazoa; Chordata; Actinopteri; Cichliformes; Cichlidae. The coding region runs from base 158 to 1117 and encodes 319 amino acids.